GUUUUCUGCUUAAGCUCACAUCAGGUUGUGCUCUGUUUUCAGGUGUUUAUACGAGUGCUGACAUCACAAACUAGCUGGAACAGUGGACAGCCAUGUCACAUUAUCACUGCCAGUAGCUAUGACCAUGCCCCUACCCAACAAAACCACUGGAGUUACCUUUUUGCAUCAGAUUCAAUCCUCAGAACUGGAGACCUUAACCAGACCACCUCUGAAGAUAUCGCUUGAAAGACCACUUGGUGAAAUGUACGUGGAAAAUAACAGGACGGGCAUAUUCAACUACCCCGAGGGCACGACUUAUGACUUUGCUGCUGCUGCUGCACCGGUGUAUAGCUCUGCUAGUCUCAGCUAUGCAGCCAGCUCAGAGACAUUCGGAUCUAGCAGUUUGACUGGGCUACAUACUUUGAACAAUGUGCCUCCAAGUCCUGUAGUGUUUCUUCAAACUCCACAACUAUCCCCGUUUAUCCACCACCAUGGCCAGCAAGUUCCAUACUAUUUGGAGAGUGAGCAGGGCACUUUCGCAGUAAGGGAAGCGGCACCUCCAACUUUUUACAGGUCAAGUUCAGACAACAGAAGGCAGAGUGGAAGGGAACGCAUGUCAUCAGCUAAUGAUAAGGGCCCUCCAUCCAUGGAAUCUACAAAGGAAACCCGAUAUUGUGCUGUUUGCAGUGACUAUGCAUCUGGGUACCAUUAUGGUGUCUGGUCUUGUGAAGGUUGCAAAGCUUUUUUUAAAAGAAGCAUACAAGGACAUAAUGACUAUAUGUGUCCCGCGACCAAUCAGUGCACUAUAGACAAGAACAGAAGAAAGAGCUGCCAAGCCUGCCGACUGCGAAAAUGCUAUGAAGUAGGGAUGAUGAAAGGGGGCAUUCGAAAGGAUCGCAGGGGAGGACGUAUGUUGAAACAUAAACGGCAGAAAGAAGAACAAGAGCAGAAGAAUGAUGUGGAUCCAUCAGAGAUUAGGACAGCAUCUAUAUGGGUGAAUCCUUCUGUGAAAAGCAUGAAGCUAAGCCCAGUGUUAUCACUUACAGCUGAGCAGCUUAUCAGUGCCUUAAUGGAGGCUGAGCCACCUAUAGUAUAUUCUGAGCAUGACUCAACCAAACCACUCAGUGAAGCUUCCAUGAUGACUCUGCUUACAAACCUUGCUGAUAAGGAGCUAGUACACAUGAUUAACUGGGCAAAGAGAGUGCCAGGGUUUGUGGAUUUAACACUCCAUGACCAGGUACACCUUCUGGAAUGUGCUUGGCUGGAGAUCCUAAUGGUUGGUUUAAUCUGGAGAUCUGUGGAACAUCCAGGCAAACUUUCAUUUGCACCAAAUCUGUUACUGGACAGAAAUCAGGGACGCUGUGUGGAAGGCUUAGUGGAGAUUUUCGACAUGCUGGUCACUACAGCUACACGAUUUCGCAUGAUGAGGUUACGUGGGGAAGAAUUUAUAUGUCUUAAAUCUAUUAUUCUUCUAAAUUCUGGUGUUUAUACAUUCCUGUCUAGCACAUUAGAAUCUCUUGAAGAUACAGACCUUAUUCAUAUUAUUUUGGAUAAAAUAAUAGACACAUUAGUCCACUUCAUGGCUAAAAGUGGGCUUUCUCUACAGCAGCAGCAAAGGCGACUGGCUCAGCUUCUUCUCAUUCUUUCACACAUAAGACAUAUGAGCAAUAAGGGCAUGGAACACUUGUACAGCAUGAAGUGCAAGAAUGUUGUCCCCUUAUAUGAUUUACUGCUGGAAAUGCUGGAUGCUCAUCGCAUACACACACCAAAGGACAAAACUACAACUCAGGAGGAAGAUAGCCGGAGUCCACCUACCACUACUGUAAAUGGUGCAUCCCCUUGCUUACAGCCCUAUUACACAAACACGGAGGAAGUGAGCUUACAAAGCACAGUAUGAGAGAGAUUUUAUGCCUUUUAAAAGCUUUUUUGCUUUCUUUUUUUUUUUUUUCAUUUAGCCUUACAUGGUUAUGAAAUUCCCAGCAGAAUACUACCUAACAAUAGUAUCUUUAUCACAUUAGCUGAAUGAUGCUGCAAAUAUAAACACACUCCGACAUGUAUCUACUAUCAAUGAUUUCUAGCGCAAGUUUUCAUAGUCAGCUUGGCUCUGCAUCGGAAUUGAAGAGGACCUACUGCUUUUUAUAGGACUCUCCAUAUAAAAUUCCAAACCUUCGCUUUAUGUGAACUUUUUGGAUGCUAUUUCCUGUAACACUGUGAUGUAGUGAAAAAAGCAAGCCACACUAUUUUCAUUGCUUCUGUUUACAGGUCGAGUCAAGAUAGCAUGAGCAGCAGCUUCAAUAUAUUCACUAUAUCUGAGCAAAUUUGUAAUUUUCAAUCAUUUUAACACACAUAGCACACAGGAACAUAGUAUUCACUGUUCUGCAAUCUCAAUGGAACGAUACUAAAUUGUACCACUUGUAUAAUUUCCAUUAGACUUAUUUUCUGGCAUCCAUCCAUAUUCAGCUUCUAGAUAAAUGGUUUUUAAACACUUUAAGCAAUGUAUGCCUCUUUCUGUUACCAUUUAAGGUAUGAAUGUAUGUGCACUAGUCUUUCACUUGUUAGGUUCUUAACCACAGAAAGUAGAACGUAUUAAUUGCACUAAUAUUCAGGGCAAAGUCCUGUUAAAAAUAUAACAAGUACAACAGCACAUUAUGCAUAUAUAUAUAUAUAUAUAUAUA
This is a messenger RNA of Xenopus laevis (African clawed frog), 2654 nucleotides long. RefSeq names its product estrogen receptor 1 L homeolog (gene esr1.L). NCBI's taxonomy places the organism in Eukaryota, Metazoa, Chordata, Amphibia, Anura, Pipidae. Gene Ontology annotation, biological process: DNA-templated transcription; steroid hormone receptor signaling pathway; regulation of DNA-templated transcription. Bases 119 to 1876 code for a protein of 585 amino acids. The record is from RefSeq and is a predicted model, not a curated record. Gene Ontology annotation, cellular component: nucleus. The transcript has 8 exons. Gene Ontology annotation, molecular function: zinc ion binding; DNA binding; sequence-specific DNA binding.